Molecule: messenger RNA, 2681 nt
Organism: Amborella trichopoda
Lineage: Eukaryota; Viridiplantae; Streptophyta; Magnoliopsida; Amborellales; Amborellaceae
Product: Tetratricopeptide repeat (TPR)-like superfamily protein
Biological process (GO): RNA modification
Molecular function (GO): RNA binding; protein binding
Source: RefSeq, a predicted model, not a curated record
UAGGACUAGAAUACAAUCCUUCAAAUAUCUCUCGUUUCCACUGCCAUGGAUUCUAUUUCCCACCAAAACCGCACUCUCUCUCCUCUGUCAUCCCUGCCUCUGAAACCCACAUUUCUCUCUGUAAAAUCUAGCAGCUCCGUGCCCACAUGAUGACCCCUUAGCCCAUGACCACAACCCAAAUUCUUACAAAUCCCAUGCUGCCUGCCUCUCUCUUUGGCAGGCCAAAAACAUGGGCAACAACACUCUCAAUCUCUCUCCAAUCAUCCAUCAAAGUCUUCACUGACAAGGGCCAAUUUGACAAGGCCUUCAAUGCUUUCUCUCUCCUCCACCACCAUGGCUUCCCACCAAACCCCCACUCUCUCUCCUCUCUCAUCCAUGCCUGUGGAACCCUCAAAUCUCUCUCUAGUGGCAAGCAACUCCAUGCCCAAAUCAUAACCUUGGGCCAUGACCACAACAAUCCUCUUAUAAUCACCAGACUUGUGACCAUGUAUUGCAAAUGUGGCAGCCUCCAUGAUGCACACCUCAUAGCCCAAAAUCCUCUCUCUAGCGAUGUCAUCCCAUGGAAUGUGUUGAUUGCAUCCUAUGUAAGAGAUGGGUUUUUCAGAGAAGCCAUUGAUGCUUAUAAACAACUGGAGAAAAUUGGAGUCGAUCCGGAUAAUUUCACCUUCCCAUCGGUUUUGAAAGCUUGUGGGGAAGAAAGUGAUUUGAGAAUGGGAAGAGAGAUACACAAAUGUGUAGAGAGAAGUUGUCUCAAUUGGAGUGUCUUUGUGCAUAAUUCUUUAGUUGCAAUGUAUGCUAAAUGUGGAGAGAUCAAAACAGCUCGUAAGGUAUUUGACGAAAUGAUGGAGAGAGAUGUGAUUUCAUGGAAUGCCAUUAUUGGGGGCUAUGCACAAUUGGGGCAAUGGAAUGAAGCUUUUCAAAUGUUCGACAGUAUGCACACUAAUGGCCUCGAGGCCAACACUGUGACUUGGAACACUGUACUGGGUGGAAAUGUGCAAACCCGGAAUCAUAUUGGGGCACUCAGACUGAUAUCUCAUAUGAGAUGCAAGCUGGUAGAACUUGAUUAUGUCACAUUAACAAUCGGCCUUAGUGCGUGUUCUCAUAUGGGGUGUGUAAAACUUGGCAAAGAAAUACACGCAUCCACAAUUCGAUUCCUUUUUUAUGAUAUAGAGACAAUUACAAAUGCAUUGAUCACUAUGUACUCAAGGUGUGGUGCCUUAGACGAUGCUUAUAUUUUGUUUAUGAGGAUCAAAUCUAGGAGUUUGAUUACUUGGAAUGCUAUGAUAGCUGGUUAUGCACAUUCGGCCCUUUGUGAGGAAACAUCAUUCCUUUUCAGAGAGAUGGUUUUCUCUGACUACAAACCCAAUUUUGUAACAAUAGCCAGUGUUCUCCCUUUAUGUGCCCGUGUAGCUAACUUGCAACAUGGAAAGGAGCUCCACUCAUACAUUAUAAAAAAUAAAUUUGAGCCUCAUCUUCUAAUUUGGAACUCCCUUGUCGACAUGUAUGCAAAGUCAGGUAGAAUAUCAGAAUCUCAUAAGCUGUUUGAUAGGAUGCAAGAGCGAGACGAGGUCACCUACACUGUAUUGAUUGCUGGUUACGGAAUGCAAGGAAAGGGCAAUGAAGCUUUGAAACUAUUCAAUGAGAUGCUAAAGCACAAGAUAAAACCUGACCAUAUAACCAUGGUUUCUGUCCUUUCAGCCUGUAGCCACUCUGGCUUAGUAGCUCAAGGCCGCUGGCACUUUGAGAGAAUGAUCACUGAUCAUGGAAUCAUGCCAAGGAUGGAGCAUUAUGCAUGCAUGGUUGACCUCUUUGGGAGAGCUGGCUUGCUGAAAGAAGCCGAAGAGAUUAUGAAAGGCAUGCCAUUUGAACCAACAAGUGCUAUGUGGACUACUUUGAUAGGAGCUUGCAGGAUCCAUGGAAACACAGAGGUGGGGGGUUGGGCAGCUGAGAAGCUAUUGGAUAUGAGGCCCGAAAAUCCUGGUUAUUAUGUGUUGAUAGCGAAUAUGUAUGCGGCUGCCGGGUUUUGGGAUAAGUUGGCUAGCGUGAGAAUUAUGAUGAGAGAUAGGGGUCUUAGGAAGGCUCCAGGGUGCACUUGGAUAGAGGUGAACAACAUUUUCCAUCCCUUUCUCGUCGGAGAUACUUCUAACCCACAAGCAAGAGAGAUUUAUGCAACGUUGGCGAGUCUGGCUGAGCAAAUGAGAGAGGCAGGCUAUGUUGCUAACAUGGAUUUUGCAUUUGAUGAUGGUGAUGAGUGAUAUAGGUUGUAGAGAUUUGUAGAGUGAUUUCAUUGGCUGCAAAGCUCGAGGUACCAGGGUUACCCCAUAAAUUUUAUCGAUUAAAAGUAAACACAUUUUAGGUAUUCAUGGGAGAGAAGAUGGUUUAUGCCGUGAACGGUUGGUGGAGAAAGGAUUUAUUGAAUGUUGUGGAGAGUGGGAAAUGUAUAUGAAAGCAAUUAUAUUGAGGCAUGACCCAUAACAUAUGAGAUGCCUUUAUUGGCCUGAACGACUGGGAUUUAGGCUUGAAGCCCAGCUUACCAACCAAAGAGCAAAAAAAAGAAAGAAAAUACUUGUAUUCUUUAUGAAGCAGACAGAAUAGAAACAAUUUUGGUUAACACUUAAACAGAUAUAAAUUCAUUUGGUUCAUUGGAGUAUGGACAAUUCUAUAAUUCCAAAUUUUCAGAA